Molecule: messenger RNA, 1584 nt
Organism: Diabrotica virgifera virgifera (western corn rootworm)
Lineage: Eukaryota; Metazoa; Arthropoda; Insecta; Coleoptera; Chrysomelidae
Exons: 2
Coding region: 150-458 (102 amino acids)
Molecular function (GO): DNA binding
Source: RefSeq, a predicted model, not a curated record
UGUUAACUGGCUACCAUUUUUGUAAAAUAUUCUAGUCGGGGCUAGUUGGCCCAUAUUAGCUGGGGUUAGUUAGCCAUAUGGCGAACUAAACCCUGGUCUUUUAUUGUGCUUACAUACAAAACGAAAUCUUUUACUUUUUAGAAAAAAAAAUGAGAACAUACAAAAGGAAAAGUGAGAAGGGUAAAACCCCGUACGAUAUUAUGAAGCGAGCAGUGAAGGUUGUCCUUGAAGAAAAUUUUUCGGUCAGAAAAGCUGCAAAAAAUUUUGAGAUACCAAGAAAAACCUUAGAAAAAUAUUGCAAAAAAUUUAUGGCAGUUCAGGAACAAAAUGGAAAUUUGAUAAAUAUUCAAAUAGGUUACGCUAAAAGCCGACAGGUGUUUUCUACUGAACAGGAAGAACUUCCAAGAAACCCCCCAAAAUAUAAAAUCGAGAUUUGUUUGUACUGGAUGUCCCUUUAAUAGAAAUAUUUUUGGGGAGCAAGAUUUCUUACCUGCGUAGGUAUACAACCGAUGGGCCUCCAAAUACAGUGAUUGCACCAAAUUAGAUGAAUAAUAGCACAUUAGAAAUUAACUACCAAAUAGCCAAAUUAACUACUAAAAAAAAAAUAAACAAUCAUCUUGAAGAUAAGAAGAAUUUAUACACCAAUAAAAGCUGAGCUUGAGUUAGAGAAGCAGCAGAGAAAAAAGAAGAAGACAAAGCAAAGUAAAGCAGGUUUAACCCUUAAACGCCCAAGGGUGGGUAAAAAAUGUCCACCUAAUGCGUAUUCCCUUGUAACAUAUUUAUUACGUGUUUAAAUUUUUUUUUAAAAAUUAUUUAUUGUUAAAAAGACAGCCCAUUAUCGAAUGUUAAUUUGGUUCUACCAAUAUUUUUGAAAAUAAAAGCAGCACCUUGAGUUAAAUAUGGAUGGGCAUAAAAAGUACACCCUUGACAAAACUUGUUACUAAAGGUUUCUAUAUAAUUUCUCGUUGGUAGGAAGAUAAUCCAUAUAAUUAUCGAUGUAUAAUUAAAUAAUCUACAUAAUUAUCCCCCAAUGAGGAGGCUGAAACAAAGAAUAUGGAGAAAAUCGACAAAUCUGAAUUACUGGCUUUUACUGGUAUGUUAAUUUUGAUGUACAUUGUAAUUUUGUUGUAAGGUUCGUAAAUUGUUUAUAUUAAUAUUUUAGAAGAUGCUGUGUUUAUUAAGCAUAAGAUUCUUAAGUUUAAUCCAUUUUCAACAACUCUCGAUAAAUAUAUUAGCUAUUUUCGAGGUGGACAUUUUUUACCCACCCUUGGGCGUACAUGGAACCUAAAAAUGGUUGGGCGUUUAAGGGUUAAAGAAUGUAAAAAGAGACAAUUGUUCUAAAAAAACAAAAGCUAAAGAGAUAGAUUGAUUCAUCUUCAGAAGAGGACGAAUGCUUCUGUCUAAUAUGUCUCGAAUUAUUCUCUAAUAGUGUUAGUAAGGAGAAAUGGGUACAGUGCACUAAAUGUAAAGUAUGGGCUCAUGAAGCUUGCACAGCUGGAGAUAUCCUUUUUUUGUGUGCGAUAACUGUUUGUCCGAUGCGGAUUAGUGAUUGUAUAUUUUUACAAAUAUAUUUUAAUUGAUAUU